GUCUUUCCCAUAACGCCCUUUGGCGUUCUUAGCUUUGUAACCUGGUCGUCUUGUCUAUGUUCUCGAGCACAAGAUGGGAAAAACGAAGGAAAAUAGUGAUUCCAAACGUAAAAGAAAACGGGUUGCAGUCGAAUCAAGUAGCGAUGAUGACGAGAGUGAACAAGACUUAGAGGAGGAACUGAAGUCACUCGCCAAGCGCUCUAGACAAGCGCAAGAUAAUUCCAAGCCGCAGCGAUCAGGAGAUUCAGACAGCGACUUGGACUCUUCAGAGGGAAGUGAUGAUGAGUGGACUAUGGAUUCUGAAAAUAGCAAAGGCAAAGCUGCCAAAGCUAAGGAAAAGAAAAAAGGUCCUAAGAAGGCUUCAUCAUCUGGUUCUUCAUCAGAAGAAAGUGGUGAAACGUCAUCUGGUGAGUCCUCAUCAUCAUCAUCAUCCUCGGAAGAUGAAGAAGAUGAACAGUAUCACGAUGGCUGGGAUGAUAACUUGAUGGGGGAUGAAGCAGACAGGGAAAGACUUGAAAAAAUGACAGAAAAAGAGAGAGAACAAGAAAUAUUCAACCGUGUUGAGAAAAGAGAAGCUCUGAAAACUAGAUUUGAAAUUGAAAGGAAACUACGGCUUGCUAAGAGAAAAGAAAAGAAAAAGAAGCGUGAAAAAGAAAAAGCAAAUCUUGAGAAAGAGGGUAUAGCUUUGAGGAAAAAGGAACGAAAAAGGCAUAUUGAGGAGAAGAAGGCCAAGGCACUGGACGAUUUAAAAGCCAAAAGAUCAGAAAAGAAGGAGAGAAAAGUUGCAGAAUCAUUGGCAGAACAGAAAGAGCCACAGUUGAAAGCCAGCGAUGUAUUUACAGAUGAUGAGGAUGAGGAUGAACAAGAGGAAAGUAAAUCAAGUUCAGGGGAAGGAUCAUUCCGAGAAUCUGAAGAAGAACAAGGUGAUGAGGAGCCUCAAAGAGUAGCAUCAGUGGAUGAUCUGGAAAGAAUAAGAGUAUCACGGCACAAGCUUGAAAGAUGGGUACACAUGCCAUUCUUUGGCAAGAUAGUAGCUGGAUGUUAUGUCCGUGUUGGUAUUGGAAGUCAUGAUGCACGGCCUGUUUAUAGGGUUGCUGAGAUAAGAGAUGUGGUGGAAACAGCCAAAGUGUACUCUUUAGGAACAACAAAAACCAAUAAGGGAUUAAAGUUGAAACAUGGCAAUCAGGAAAGAGUGUUUCGACUGGAAUUUGUAUCCAAUCAGAGAUUUACAGAAACAGAAUUUAUUAGAUGGAAAGAAGAGUGUGAAUCUCAUGGCAUUCCUCUACCUACACUUGAUGAAGUGGACAAUAAGGCCACACAAUUUAAUGACGCGCGGCAUUACAUGUACAACGAGGAUGAUGUCGACAAGAUUGUAGCAGAGAAGCAGAAGUUUAGAAAAACACCAUUUAAUUACGCUCAGAAGAAGAAUCAUUUAAUGCGAUCAAAGGAAGUAGCAGAACAAACCGGAAAUUUGGAAGAAGCAGAAAAAAUUCGCGGUGAGCUGGAGGAUUUGGAAGAGAAAGCUCAGCAUCUGGACAAAGUGCGAUCAAAGAACCUAAGUGCUAUCAGUUACAUCAAUGAGCGGAACAGAAAGAGGAAUAUUGUUGAGGCAGAGAAAGCCGCGGCAGAAGAAAUGAUGAACGAGGAGCAAAAAGCUGAUCCAUUUACAAGACGAAAAACGCUUCCUCAGCUUGUGUCUAUGGUGAAGAACGCCCCAAGUCCUGUAACGAGAACUCUCACGGAAAACGAAGAAAAUAUUGAGGUAGCACCGUCAUCUUCAAGUUCACAAGUCACCAUCACUGACGGAGCUUCCUCCUCAAGUCAACCAACGGAAACAGCUGUCUCUGAUAUAGAUAGACUGUUGCAACUACCAGAGGCCGCAGCUGGAGCCCAGGUCCUUGAAAGAAAACCUUCGCAGUCAGAAGAUCUAUUUUCCGCUCACAACUUUGACAUCACUAUCAACCUCGACAUCCCCGCACCUGGGACAGAAUCACGUCCAGCUGUAGCAACUCCAAGACCUGCAAAUAACGAGAGGGACGGGGCACCAAGACGAUCACUAAACCUUGAAGACUACAAGAAACGAAGGGGACUGAUUUGAAUUACGUGAAAGUUGGACUGGACUUGGGUCGAAAACGCUGCGUCGACUCGAGUUAGAUCACGUAAAAGGAGACAAAACUUUGUGUAUAUUCAUGUUUCGUAGAACAAAGCAAACAUUCUCUGUGUUUUUCUUGCUCCUUAGCUUUUAUGCAUGUUUUGAACUGAGAGGCGAAGUUACAAUUUUAAGAGUUUGUCCGGGAGUGCGUUCUGUUUGAUCAAGGGAGUAGGCCGCCCACUACAGUAACAGAACACCCAAAUGUUUUGUUGUUAGCUGGGCAACGGUAAGGAAUUCUCGUAGCCUAACAGUUACUAGCCUUCGUAGCUUGGUGGUGUAAGCAAUUUGAACGCGCUAACAAAGCGGCAAAGCACUUCAAUUAAGCUACGCAGGUUAAACAGUUACAGUAUUUUCUUAUCACUGUCGGAAAACCAAGAAAGCUUUUGAUCAAUUACAGCGAACGCAGAUAACGCAAUUGACCAAUCAGGACUCAAGGAAAGCAGCCCGUGCAAAGCGCGGGAAAACGCGCGUGAAGGAAGUCACGUUGACAUUGGUUCUGUUCCAGAUUGGUCCAGUACGUUACACGAUAAUUCUUUUUAACUAUUUACAGAACAAGCACGUGAUUACGUCAAAAGAAAACCAGUAAUUGGAAACCGCACUUAAAAGCGAUAUGACCCUGAAUGUGAUCCUGUGGAUUUACUUAAGAUUUAGUCGAAGUACUGCUUUUAAUCUUGCCCAGGGGUGCACCUUUUUACCUUUUUAGACAUUUAUAGUCAUAUUUGCCUAAAAUCUGAGCCUGAUGCAGCCCCUGCAAGCCGCGAAAUAUUGGUGUGUUGUCUGACAGACUGGAGUAGAUUUAAACAAGCUACUGACGACUUUUGAUCAGAGUUCCAAAUUUGACCGCGAAAGUUCACUGAAACUGUACGAAAAAAAAUAUGUCGAAAAGCGUUCUUUCAUUAUUGCUAUUCAUGAGUAACUUAUGUAAUUAAGUUGCCUGAGGGCCACUUUGUAAUAGGAAAAGAAUGUUUCUUGAUUCCUUGUCGUGGCCCGGCAUCUACGAGAUUUACGCGCACAAAAUCACCAGGGCUACCACGUGUUUUCCCGCCAAAAUAUUUUGGUUCACCAUAUUGAGUAGCCUUUGACUGUUCCAAACCUACGAACCCGUAGAUUUAAGUUAAACUCGCACUAGAAUCCAAAGCUCUUCAUUGAUCCAAAAAACUGAACCUUCUUUUACUCAUCUUAAUACCUAGAUAAUCCAAGAGCACUUUGUUUUCGCGAGUAACGACUAAAACAAACCCGUCAUUCGCUCCCGAUUUGCCAUUGAACCCCAAACCCACUGGGUUAGCCUCGAGAGUGAUCAAAAUCUUAUUUCAUACCAUAUCACUACAUCGUCAAUGAGACAGGUGCUGAGAAUAACGAAAAUCGUCAACUUAGCGAAAUUGGUUUGAUGUAUUUCCAAAUUCUCUGAACUAGCAUUUAAGAAUGUACCGCAAAACAUGAGAUUUAGUAUGUUGAUGUUUGUGAACUUUCUGCCAAAUUUAUUAUUGUGUUGGCUGAUAAGCCUUGCCUUUCAGGGACAACUCUUGUAAAUAACAUCCAAUUACCUGUAAUUACGAUUCUGUGGUCUUCAAGUGUUUUUUGAGAGCUUUGUGUGUGUUUGUUACUUUUAGUCAUGUUCUCAGUGGUAUUAAAGGGACUUUUCUUUUCCCAUGUUGAACGACAUCAUUUCGCGUACUUGUUAAAACGAUCUUUUGCCAUUGUCAACUUCGUUUACUGAAAUAAUUGAAAAAAGGCAACUUUGUCAUAGCAGAGACACUGCGCCGGGUGUUUAAAAGGAAGCUUGGACAGUGUUUAGAAGUUAUCGCGAGAUCAGGUUCAAAACAAAACAUAUUCUUAACACAAUCAACCGGUCAUCUACGUUAUUUUAACUGGAAUAAUACAAAUUGUUAACUUCAAUUCCGCCAUGAGCUAGGUUUAACAAAAUGUUGGUUUAAUUUUCAUCCAGCGGUCAUGCCGGCAAAAAUGUAACGCUUCUUACGGUUUUGGUGAUCUAGCUGUUUGUAAUUGGAGUGUAACUCUGAUAAAGCGAAAAAAUACAAGACUUUCGUGAGAAAACGUUAGCAUUCGGCCGCUGGGAAUGCUGAACAUGUUGGCGGGAAAUAUGGUUGCCAAGCAACACGAUGUGCACUUGUAAUUAAUGUGAAAUCGUUGGGACUGCUGUGCUGUUUUCUGAAUAUGACCUUUUUCCAGAUUUGUGAAAAGCAACCAACAAUAUCCUGGAACGGUUUUCGGAUUACACAGCAUUUAGUCCAGAAGUUGUUUAGAUCACUUGUCUUAGGCAUAAACGCGGCCUGACGCGAGAUAUUGGCGGGAAUCGAGCCUUGACUGGUCUUAGUUCGUAGCUAACACGGUAGAUGUGUUCUUCGAAAUUCUCUUUCAUACAUACCCUUUCAUGCGUUACUACAUUGUAUUGCUUUCCAAUGAAACUCAUUUUAUGUAACGUUAUUGUAAAUUUUUUGUAAUAAAUUCUGCAACAGACA
Molecule: messenger RNA, 4632 nt
Organism: Orbicella faveolata
Lineage: Eukaryota; Metazoa; Cnidaria; Anthozoa; Scleractinia; Merulinidae
Product: RNA polymerase-associated protein RTF1 homolog
Cellular component (GO): Cdc73/Paf1 complex
Molecular function (GO): RNA polymerase II C-terminal domain phosphoserine binding; DNA binding
Source: RefSeq, a predicted model, not a curated record